Trypanosoma grayi is the source of this 678-nucleotide messenger RNA. RefSeq names its product putative lipase. The record is from RefSeq and is a predicted model, not a curated record. The transcript has a single exon. Lineage: Eukaryota; Euglenozoa; Kinetoplastea; Trypanosomatida; Trypanosomatidae. The coding region runs from base 1 to 678 and encodes 225 amino acids. Gene Ontology annotation, biological process: lipid metabolic process.
AUGUGGCAGCACCUGCGGGGGCUCCUCACCGCGAACCCGCAUCUGCCGCUCCUCGUGACUGGGCACAGCCUCGGCGGCGCCAUGGCGCUCCUUGCCGCCGCGGAUCUUGCGUCGCAGUCGUCCUCGGUCGGCGCGGUGCCCCGCAUCCAGCUGUACACGUUCGGGGCACCGCGCGUGGGGAACGAGGAGUUUGCUGACUGGGUCACCGCAGUGUUCUGCAACGGCGGUCACGAGUCGUACCGCGUCACACACAACCGUGAUGUUGUUUCUCACGUUCCUUCGAUGCUGUCCGGUUUCAAGCAUGUAUCACAUGAAGUGUGGUAUGACAAUGACGGUAACGCGAGCUACCGAAGCUGCAAGGAUGAGAGUGGCAAAAACUGCUCUUCUAAAGACGUCAGCGAGGACCCGGAGUGCAGCAACAGCAUCAUUCUCAUAUCUGCGAAUGAUCACCUGCUGUAUCUGGGAGUGUGUACUUCGUGCUCCUGUGAUGAAGAAUCGGUGGGUGCUGCGGAAAUGGAGGAAGCGAGUCUUUUGGUUGAAAAGAAAGUUUACGCGAAGUCCGCGUUUCGUGGGGAAAGCGAUUUGGGUGGGAAAGACCGACUACGCCGCCGUGCUGAGGUGGAGCACGAUGUAGUUGGCCGCUACAUACGUCAUCUACAAGCGGCGCAAAAAAAGUAG